AAAACCACCCAAAUUACUAGCUCAAUCAAACAGGCCCUCCGCGUUGGAAACGUCCGAACUCAGAACAAGGCCGGUCCCUGGAGCACUUCCCUCCCACCAAAAACCUUCACGCCGCCUCUUAGUAAUUCUCUUCCUCAUCUGCACCACCUUCUCUGCUCGCGUUACUGCAAUCGGUUUGCUGGAUGCAUAGAGAGAUUCCAAUUUCGAGCGAUAUCCUAGGGUUAGAGUCAGUCUUGACUAUAUAAACCGAGAAUAAAAAUCGUAUUCGACAGCGUGGCGUUGUAUAAACCCUUCUUAAUCCUUCUCUCGAAACUCCCUAACUAAAGAGGAGGAAGAAUGUCUAGAAUAUGCGUGAAGAAUUUGCCCAAGUAUGUUGCAGAGGAUCGAUUGCGUGAAGUUUUUUCGCAGAAAGGAGAAAUUACAGACGCUAAAUUGAUGCGCACCAAAGAUGGUAAAAGUAGGCAGUUUGCUUUCAUUGGGUUCCGAACUGAGAAUGAAGCCCUUGAAGCUAUCAAGUACUUCAACAAGUCUUACCUUGAUACUUGUAGGAUAACUUGUGAGAUUGCUAGAAAAGUUGGGGAUCCAAAUACUCCUCGUCCAUGGAGUCGGUAUUCUUUGAAGAAACAAGAAAAAGUGACAGAAACUGAAGAAAACUCUGGCAGCAAAAGUUUGACCAUUUUGGGUGCUAAAGGAGAGAAAAAGAAAGAUAGAAAGUCAAGGGAAAUUGAGGACCCUCAGCUUCAAGAAUUUCUUCUGGUCAUGGAGCCGAGGGUUAAGUCCAAAAUGUGGGCAAAUGAUAUGUUGAUUGCUCCCACUGCUGACCAAACUGGCAAAAUCACCACGAAAGAUUCUACUGCCAAAGGUGAAAGCAGAGAUGGCAUGGCUCUGGUGCAGGUAGAGUCUAACAAUGCCUCAGUGCAUGUAGCGUCUAAUAAAGACAGAAGAGUAGCCGGUUCUCAUGACUUGGGAAAGUCACAAAAUAUUGCUCAUGAUGAAGUGAUUUCGGAUAUGGAUUACUUCAAGAGUAGAAUGAGGACAAAUUGGUCAGAUUCAGGGAGUGAUAGUGAUGUCAAUGAUAGUAAGGAUCACAUUGAAGGUGACGAUGAUCUUUCUGACAAAGAUGACAAUGAUUCUGUUAAAGAAGAAGUCAAGGCCCAUGAUUAUCAAAUGUCUCAAAAGGGAGAACAUGAAAGUCUUACAAGAGAUGCUACGCAGGUUGCAGUUGAAAGAGCUUCUCUAGAAGAUGGUGAUGAUGAGCAUCGUCCUACAGAGAACCUAUCAUCAAGCUUGAAAGAUAGCAAUGUCGAUGUUCUUGAGACUGGUCGCCUUUUUGUUCGUAAUCUGCCAUAUACAGCAACUGAAGAUGAGAUUCAGGAGCUCUUUAGCAAAUAUGGAGACGUCUCACUGGUUCAUUUGGUUGUUGAUAAAGAUACAAAGCGGUCCAAGGGACUUGCUUAUAUUCUAUAUGCACUUCCAGAAUCUGCAGCAAGAGCGUUAGAAGAAUUAGACAAUUCAAUUUUCCAAGGCAGAUUGUUGCAUGUAAUGCCAGCAAAACUAAAGCAUUCAUCAGAAAGAGAAGGGAAUGAUGUUUCUACAGUUCAAGGUCCAAAAACUUUCAAGCAAAGAAGGGAGGAAGAGAGGAAGGCAUCUGAAGCUAGUGGAGAUACAAAAGCAUGGAAUAGUUUAUUUAUGCGCUCUGAUACGGUAAUAGAAAACAUUGCCAGGAAAUAUGGUGUAAGUAAGGGCGAUUUACUUGACCGCGAAGCUGAUGAUCUUGCUGUACGUAUAGCUUUGGGAGAAACUCAAGUUCUUGCAGAGACUAAAAAAGCCCUAACAAAUGCUGGAGUAAAUGUUGCAGCUUUAGAGGAAUUUGCUGCUGGGAAAACUGAUGGUCUGAAACGAAGUAACCAUGUUUUGUUAGUGAAGAACUUGCCUUAUGGUUCUUCUGAAAAUGAACUCGCCAAGAUGUUCGGGAAGUUUGGGAGUUUAGAAAAAAUUAUUCUUCCUCCUACAAGGACAUUGGCCUUGGUUAUUUUUCUUGAACCUGCUGAAGCUCGUGCAGCUUUUAGAGGAUUAGCAUACAAGCGUUAUAAAGAUGCUCCAUUGUAUUUGGAGUGGGCUCCUGGCAAUAUUCUUAGUCAAAAAUCAACCACCAAGAACGGUGAAAAGGCUAACGCGGCUGUUGGUGAACGUGAUGCCAAGAGAUUGAUUUUGGAACAACAGUUGGAAGGAACAUCAGAUAUGGAUAUCGAUCCAGAUAGGAUUGAGUCAAGAUCACUCUUUGUGAAGAACCUGAACUUCAAGACUUCUGAUGAGAAUUUGAAAAAGCAUUUCAGUUCACGCGUGGAGGGGGGAAAAAUCCUAAGUGUCAGGAUAAAGAAACAUUUAAAGAAUGGAAAGAAUGUCUCAAUGGGUUUUGGUUUUAUUGAGUUUGAUUCUGUUGAAACAGCCACCAGUGUUUGCAAAGAUUUACAGGGAACCAUUUUGGAUGGGCAUGCUCUUAUCUUGCAACUCUGUCAGACCAAGAAGGAUGAACAAACUGUGAAAAAUGUUGAGAAAGAUAAGAGUUUGACAAAAUUACUUGUGAGAAAUGUAGCUUUUGAAGCAACAGAAAAAGAUCUGAGACAGCUAUUUAGCCCAUUUGGACAGAUCAAGAGCCUGCGAUUGCCAAUGAAGUUUGGAAAUCACAGAGGUUUUGCAUUUGUGGAAUAUGUUACAAAGCAAGAGGCACAAAAUGCACUUCAAGCACUUUCAAGCACCCACCUUUAUGGUCGGCAUCUGAUACUUGAGAGGGCAAAGGAAGGUGAGAGCUUGGAAGAGUUACGGGCUCGAACAGCUGCUCAGUUUACAGAUGAGCAAACUGGGUUUCAGAAUCCAAUUAAAUUAUCCAAAAAGAGAAAGCACUUGGCCAUUUUAGAUGAAGGCAGCAUUAGGUUUGAAAGGAUUGCUGAAUAAAAGCCUUAAACGAAACAUUCUCAUGUACUAUUUAAGUUAUAAGUGACUACCUUUCCCCCUCCCCCUUCUCCCUCCCCUCCCUUCCCCUUUUCUGGGGCUUUUCUUUUCUUCUUUCACCCUGUAUGGUUUAUAUUACAAAGUUUAUGGCUCCAGUUUUACUUGAUCGGAGCCCGGUGGCUGUUGCUAGUAGAGAGCGAAGACAUAAAAUGGAGUUGCAUCUUGUUAGAAAUCAUUUGCUGAGAGAAAUGGAAGAGAUAAGAAAACCUUGACGGAGUCCUGAGCCCAAUUUAUGUCGCAAAGGAACGGAAUUUACUUACGUCUCGCUCUUUUCCUAUUCAACAAAAGAUCUUAUUUUCCAGAAAGCAAGACGAUUUUGUAUGAUUCUGAUUUGGUAACUGUCCUGUCAAACAAUUCAAUGCA
Molecule: messenger RNA, 3375 nt
Organism: Carica papaya (papaya)
Lineage: Eukaryota; Viridiplantae; Streptophyta; Magnoliopsida; Brassicales; Caricaceae
Product: nucleotide/nucleic acid binding protein
Molecular function (GO): RNA binding
Source: RefSeq, a predicted model, not a curated record